Messenger RNA from Venturia canescens, 3875 nucleotides. RefSeq lists its product as uncharacterized. Lineage: Eukaryota; Metazoa; Arthropoda; Insecta; Hymenoptera; Ichneumonidae. The transcript has 17 exons. Bases 76 to 3546 code for a protein of 1156 amino acids. The record is from RefSeq and is a predicted model, not a curated record.
AAAAUAUUUCUGAGGCAUCACAGUCGAGUUUACAGUUCGUCACAUUUUAAAUCCAACGAAAAGUCGCUUUUCAAUAUGAGGCUGUUAUUAGCCUUGUUUUGCCUUAUUCCGUUCGUACUCGCGGUAGGCGACAAUAUUUACGUCAAAACUUCCCUCGGUGGAAUCAAGGGGCAGUACAAAUAUUCCGAACAUGGACGACCCUAUUACGCUUUCGAAGGAAUUCCUUACGCCAAACCUCCAGUUGGUGAACUCAGAUUCCAGCCCCCACAACCGAUCGAGGGAUGGACCGGUGAGCUCGUAGCGACGAAAACUGGAUCAUCGUGUCUCCAAUACUCUCACGUACCGAUUCAUCCCAAGGAAAGAGUCGUAGGUGCUGAAGACUGUCUCUACCUCAACGUUUACGUUCCCGAGAUCGAAUCGUCGAAGAAAUUACCAGUCAUCGUUUGGAUCCACGGUGGAGCUUUCCAAUGGCACAUGGAGUACAACUACUACACUGGAGAGCUGACCAAACCCGACUAUCUUAUGGACAGAGAUGUCAUUGUUGUGACCUUCGACUACCGUCUUGGACCACUUGGAUUCCUCAGCACCGGUGAUGGAGUCGUGCCCGGUAAUAUGGGUCUCAAGGAUCAGAACCUUGCUCUCAAGUGGGUAAAAGAACACAUUAGUGCCUUUGGUGGUGAUGACGAACAAAUAACAUUGACUGGUUUGAGCGCGGGUGGUGCCAGUGUCCACUAUCACUAUCUAUCACCUCUCAGUCGUGGUCUUUUCGCGAGAGGAAUAUCCUUCAGUGGAACGGCGUUCGAUUGUUGGACCCAGACUGAAAACGCUGCUGAGAAGGCCAAGAAACUUGGAAGCAUCCUGGGUUGUCCAAGCGAAAACAACGUCGAAUUGAUUAAAUGUCUGCAAGAGCGACCAGCCCGUAGCAUUCUUCAAGCCGAUGGAGAUUUCAUGCCAUGGGGUUACAAUCCAUACACUCCAUUCGGGCCAGUCGUUGAAAAAGGUAGCAACGCUCCAUUCAUUGACCGGUCACCAAUCGAAAUUGUGAGCAGCGGAGAUGUUCAAGAUCUCCCAUGGAUCACCGGUGUCGUUCAAGAAGAGGGUCUUUACCCAGCUGCCGACUUUGUCGCCGACAAAGUACUGUUGAAGGAACUGGACCACAAUUGGGAACUCAUUGCUCCUUUCCUCCUGGAUUACAACUACACGAUUCCCCUGUCUAAGCAAGCCGAGGUUUCGAGAAUCAUCAGGCAACACUACCUUGGAUCAAAGAGCAUCGACACCACGACCACUGCACCGCUCAUACAGAUGGUUGGUGACCGUAUCUUCAUCGUCGACGGUGUUAAAGCUGCCAAACUGACAGCUAAGAUCAACAAGAGCCCAGUCUGGUACUACUACUUCACGUACAGAGGUGCUAACAGCGCCAGUGAUGCCAUGAGUCACACUACUCAAAACUUUGGUGUAGCCCACGGAGAUGACACGUACUACGUAGUAGGAUCGCCCUUCGUUGACCCAACAACAACAGCUGACGACAGAGCCAUGCAGAGAUACUUGCUCGACUUCUGGGUUUCUUUCGCCACAACCGGCAUUCCCUACGUCGGCAUCGAAUGGCCGAAAUUGGACCCAUCCAAGGAGGGUCUGCAAUACCUGCACAUCAAGGCUCCUGGUGAGAGUGUCAUCGAGUACAACACCGAUUUCGGACAGUACAAAUUCUGGAACUCAAUCGACUUCAACGAGAACAAACUCAAGGGACAAAAAAUUGACAGCAUCAUUGGAAAAAAAAUCAUUGACAUUACAAGCAAACUGAGAACUCAAGUUUACAGUUCGUCAAAUUGUAAAUUCAACGAAAAGUCGCUAUUCAAUAUGAAGCUGUUAUUAUUCUUGUUUUGCCUUGUUCCGUUCGUAUUCGCGGUGGGCGACAAUAUUUACGUCAAAACUUCCCUCGGCGGAAUCAAGGGACAGUACAAAUAUUCCGAACAUGGACGACUCUAUUACGCUUUCGAAGGAAUUCCUUACGCCAAACCGCCAGUUGGUAAACUCAGAUUCCAGCCCCCACAACCGAUCGAGGGAUGGACCGGUGAGCUCGUAGCGACGAAAACUGGCUCAUUGUGUCUCCAAUACUCCCAGGUACCGAUUCACCCCAAGGAAAGAGUCGUAGGUGCUGAAGACUGUCUCUACCUCAACAUUUACGUUCCCGAGCUCGAAUCGUCGAAGAGAUUACCCAUCAUCGUUUGGAUUCACGGUGGAGCUUUCCAAUGGCACAUGGAGUACAACUACUACACCGGAGAGUUUACCAAACCUGACUACCUCAUGGACAGAGAUGUUAUUGUUGUGACCUUCAAUUACCGACUUGGACCACUAGGAUUCCUGAGUACUGGUGACAAAGUUGUGCCUGGUAACAUGGGUCUCAAGGAUCAGAGCCUUGCUCUCAAAUGGAUCAAAGAACACAUCGGUGCCUUUGGCGGUGAUGAUGAACAAAUAACAUUAUUUGGUUUGAGCGCAGGUGGUGCUAGUGUUCACUAUCACUAUUUAUCACCUCUGAGCCAUGGUCUUUUCACAAGAGGAAUGUCGAUGAGUGGAACAGCAUUUAACUGCUGGACCCAGAUAGAAAACUCUGCAGAAAAGGCCAAGAAACUUGGGAGCAUCCUGGGUUGCCCAAGCGAGAACAACGUUGCGUUGGUGAAAUGUUUGCAAGAACGGCCGGCUCGGAAUAUUAUUCAAGCCGAUGGUGAUUUCAUGCCAUGGGGUUAUAAUCCAUACACUCCAUUCGGACCAGUGAUUGAAAAAGGUAGCGACGCGCCAUUUAUUGACCGUUCACCAAUCGAAAUCAUAAGCAGCGGUAGUGCCCAAGAUCUCCCAUGGAUCACUGGUAACGUCAAAGAGGAGGGUACUUACCCAGCUGCUGACUUUGUCGCUGACGCAGUACUGUUGAAAGAACUGGACCACAACUGGGAACUUAUAGCUCCUUUCCUCCUUGAUUACAACUACACGAUCCCCUUGUCUAAGCAAGUCGAAGUCUCAAGAAUCAUCAGGCAACAUUACCUUGGAUCAAAAAGCAUCGACACUACAGUCAUUGCACCACUUAUCCGUAUGAUUGGUGACAGAGUCUUCAUCGUCGACGGUGUUAAAGCUGCCAAACAGAUGGCUAGGUUCAAUGAGAGCCCGGUCUUGUACUACUACUUUUCAUACAGAGGUGCCAACAGUGCCAGUGAUGCCAUGAGCCAUACUACUCAAAACUUUGGCGUAGCCCAUGGGGAUGACGCAUACUAUGUAGUAGGAUCGCCCUCUGUUGACCCAACAACAACAGCUGACGAUAGAGCCAUGCAGAGAUACUUGCUCGACUUCUGGGUUUCUUUUGCCACAACUGGCAUUCCCUACGUUGGCAUCCAAUGGCCGAAAGUGAAUCCAUCCAAAGAAGGUUUGCAUUAUUUGCACAUCAAAACUCCUCAAGAGAGGGUCAUCGAGUAUGACACAGAUUUUGGACAAUACAAAUUCUGGAACUCAAUCGACUUCAACGAGAACAGACUCAAGGGACAAAAAAUUGAGCUUUGAAUUUCAUUGAAAGGUGUCAAGUUCGAAAGUUUGAGAGAGUACAAGAAAAAGAUCUUGUACUCUAGAUAUUCUUCAUUAGUAAUUUGAUGCUCACUGAAGUUUGCCAUGUACACUAUUAAAGAUAGAGAAUCCCGUGGAAUGUCAGUCAGUCAAAUACACAAUGGGUCUAGCAAAACAAAAAUUUAGAUUCUGCAAAUCCAAAAUUGAAAAGGAUUUAUGAAAAACUAAAUUAGUGUUAAUCACUAUUUUCACAGUGAAUAUCAGGAUCCAUUUUUGGUUGGAAUGUGGAAAAAUUCAAAAUAAAAAAUUAGAAAAGUUAGAGCAAAUAA